This is a messenger RNA of Ctenopharyngodon idella (grass carp), 1402 nucleotides long. Its product is annotated as torsin-1A-like. The transcript has 5 exons. Lineage: Eukaryota; Metazoa; Chordata; Actinopteri; Cypriniformes; Xenocyprididae. The record is from RefSeq and is a predicted model, not a curated record. Gene Ontology annotation, biological process: protein localization to nucleus; nuclear membrane organization. The coding region runs from base 1 to 885 and encodes 294 amino acids. Gene Ontology annotation, cellular component: nuclear envelope; endoplasmic reticulum lumen; endoplasmic reticulum. Gene Ontology annotation, molecular function: ATP binding; kinesin binding; ATP hydrolysis activity.
AUGGCAUUGGCUCUCGUGUGUCUCCUGACCCUGACAGGUUUGAAGGCAGAUUUAAGAAAAUCUCUCUUUGGGCAGCACAUUGCGUCUAAAGUUGUAUUAAAAGCUGUAACAUCAUUUAUGAAUGACAGAAACCCAAACAAACCGCUGGUCCUCUCUUUCUUUGGGACUACAGGAGUUGGAAAAAACCAUGUUACUAAAAUAAUUUCAAAAAAUGUGUACAAAAAAGGGGAAAACUGCAAACAUGUUCACACAUUUAUAUCUGAGCAUCAUUUCCCACACAAAAUGAAGUCAGAUCUAUACAGUUCACAGCUAAAGCAGUGGAUUCAUGGAAAUGUAUCAAGUUUUCCCCGCUCCAUGUUCAUAUUUGAUGAAAUGGACAAGAUGCAUCCACGGCUGAUUGAUGCCAUUAAACCUUUUCUAGACUACAAUGCCCGUGUAGACGGAGUGUCAUUCCACAAGGCAAUCUUCAUUUUUCUCAGCAAUGCAGGUGGGAAGGUGAUUGCUGACAUGGCUCUGGAUUUCUGGAGAGAAGGCAAAGCUCGGGAAAAACUGUGGUUGAACAGCAAGGGACUGGAGACUAAAAUCUCUCAAAACAUCUUCAAUGAUAAGAACAGUGGAUUUCUGCACUCCAGUAUCAUAGAUCAUCAUCUGAUUGAUCAUUAUAUUCCUUUCCUACCUCUGGAGCUGAAGCAUGUGCGUCAGUGUGUCCUGGCUGAGAUGGUCCAUCUGAAUAUGAUCCAAGACUUUGAUCUGGCAGACAAAGUGGCCAGAGACAUGCCCUUCUUCCCUGAAGAAGUGAAAAUCUUUGCUGUUAAAGGCUGCAAGUCUGUCAAACAGAAACUGGCACUGUAUAUUGAUGACAGCGGUGAAUUCACUUAUUACUGAAAAAAUAGGAGACCAAUUUUCCAUAUUAAAAAAUCCUUAAAAUAGUGUAAAUAUAAAAUUACUUCAGAAGCAAUACUGAAUAAAAUAUUAAGACUUGUUUACAUAGAAUGUGUGUUUAAUACAAGUGUAUUUUGUCUUGCACUGGCAGAUCUUUUCACAUAAAUCCAUAAUGCCUAAAAAUGUAAAAGAUGCAGAUCCACAAUAAUCUAUUUUGAGCAAAAAAAAUAGUAUGUCUAUUUUUCAGAUGUUGAUUUAGGGAUUGUUAACACGUAUUCUUGCAUUCUGUCUGGGUGUCUUUUUGUGUUUUGCUUUUAUUUUUUGGUCUAACUAAUACUUUCACCUAUUUCAACUUCAAGUUCAAUUGCUGCCUUAAAUUUAAAAUAAAAAAGUGUUUCAUCUCAUUUUAUAUCUUGACUAGCAUUGCUCUCUGUAAGUUAAUAUAACUGCAGUAUGUUUCAGCUUAGCAAAGUGUGUACAAAAAACUAUUUGAGUUUGAAUUAAUUUUAUGAAUUGCUGC